Saccostrea cuccullata (small rock oyster) is the source of this 3846-nucleotide messenger RNA. RefSeq lists its product as uncharacterized. Bases 55 to 3702 code for a protein of 1215 amino acids. The transcript is spliced from 22 exons. Gene Ontology annotation, cellular component: extracellular region. NCBI's taxonomy places the organism in Eukaryota, Metazoa, Mollusca, Bivalvia, Ostreida, Ostreidae. The record is from RefSeq and is a predicted model, not a curated record. Gene Ontology annotation, molecular function: chitinase activity; chitin binding. Gene Ontology annotation, biological process: chitin catabolic process; carbohydrate metabolic process.
AUUUCGAUCUUAUGAAAUGAAUUGAUAAAAGUAAUAUUUAUAUUUUGUUCCUAGAUGAUCAAAUUAUUGGUUUUGCUGGUGGUGUUUACGGAAAUCUAUGGACCUGCUUCUGCUUACCGGCGGGUCUGCUACUAUACCAACUGGAGUCAGUAUAGAAACAGUAUUGGAAAGUUCUAUCCCGAAAAUGUGGAUCCAAAUCUAUGCACCCACAUCGUUUACGCUUUCGCCAAACUCAAUGGAAAUCGGCUGGCACCAUUCGAGUGGAAUGACGAAAGUACUCCAUGGAUGAAGGGAAUGUAUGCACGUUUCAACAACCUGAAGCAACAAAAUCCCUCCCUCAAGACUCUGUUAGCUGUGGGAGGUUGGAACAUGGCAUCCGCUCCAUUCACUAGAAUGGUGGCUUCUGACGCCAGCCGCAGAGAGUUUGCUACCAGCACCGUCCAGUUCCUGAAGAAACAUGGUUUUGACGGACUUGACUUAGACUGGGAAUACCCCGCGAACAGAGGAAGUCCUCCACAGGACAAAAAUAACUUUGUAGAACUACUCAAGCUUCUACACAAUACCUUCGCAAGUGAAGGGCUUUUGUUGACUACUGCUGUUCCUGCUGGCAAAUCGACUAUAGAUACAGGAUAUGACGUACCUGCCAUAUCCAGGUAUGUUGACCAGAUCAACUUGAUGGCGUACGAUCUUCAUGGAGGUAGCUUCGAUAGCAAAACUGGACACAACAGUCCGUUAAAGGGUCAUCCAGCAGAAACUGGAAAUGACGUAUACUUCAAUGUGGAAUUUGUAUUAAACUAUUGGAUUCAAAAGGGGGCACCAGCUUCAAAAAUAAACCUUGGAAUGCCUUUAUACGGCCGCUCUUUCACACUUGCCAGCACAAGCAACACGGGACUCUUUGCCCCAGACAGAGGAGCAGGAGGCAACGCGGGCACGUUUACCAGAGAGGCGGGAUUUUUAGCAUAUUAUGAGAUAUGCGAUUUACUGAAAUCGGGUGGUGUUCGGCAUUGGAUUCCAGAAAUGGAGGUUCCAUAUGUAGUAAGAGGAGACCAGUGGGUAGGGUACGACGACGAACAAAGUCUUCGCCUCAAGGUAGAUUUCGCUAAAAGUAAAGGUGUAGGUGGAAUAAUGGUGUGGGCUCUAGAUCUAGACGACUUUACCGGCAAAGAAUGCGGGAAAGGAAGAUAUCCUCUACUUCAUGCCAUCAAUGUUGAACUCAAUGCAGCCCAACCUCAGACAACAACCCAGAGUCCCUUGACGACAACAAUAACCCAUAGGACGACAAGACACCAUCAACAAACAACUCACAUCAAUAUAUUUAAUCCAGUAACAACUCAUACUCAACGCCCUAUUCACACAAGCCAGUCAUUCAGCUGUAAUACGAGAGCUAGUGGGUUUUAUGCGGACCCUGCCUCUUGCACGCACUACUAUAUCUGUGUCGGAGGCAGAAGUUUUGGUGUAGACUGUGCAAAUGGACUUCACUUUAAUGAUGCAACCAAGUAUUGUGAUUGGCCAAGAAAUGCUAACUGUCAAAUACAACAAUCUGUUUUGACAACUGCAAGAUCGACCCACGCUCCGAUCACAACAAAGCAACAGUGGCAGACGACAACGCCUUUCUAUCACGUCAUCACAGCUCGACCGACACAGGCAACAACUAUACCAAACUUAGGUGCAAAUGCAAAUGCUUUUUGCCAACACAAAGCGGAUGGACUAUACCGUGACCCGACAAACUGCGGAAUGUAUUAUCAGUGCGAUAUGAAUUUCGGAUUCCACGAGCCUUGUCCUCCGGGCCUAGUUUUUAACGAAGCUCUCGCUGAAUGUGACUACUCCUACAAUGUUCCCCAGUCUAAUAUUUUUCAGAUGUUAAAAACCCUUAUACCGUUGCUUGCCCUGGCAUUCACUUUUGCCGCGGGAUAUCGACGUGUUUGUUAUUAUACCAACUGGGCCCAAUACAGAAGUGGACCCGCCAAAUUCUACCCCGAGAAUGUCGAUCCCUCCCUCUGUACACAUGUCAUCUAUGCAUUUGCCAAAAUGAACGGAAACCAUUUGGCGCCAUUUGAGUGGAACGAUGAGAGCACCCCAUGGAUGAAGGGAAUGUAUGAGCGCUUCAACAAAAUGAAACAGCAGAAUCCCUCUGUAAAAACUCUGCUGGCCGUGGGAGGAUGGAACAUGGGAUCCGCUCCUUUUACAAGAAUGGUGGCCACUGCUGCGGGUAGAAGAGACUUCGCCACCUCUUCUGUCCAAUUCCUUAAGAAGCACGGCUUUGAUGGUCUCGAUAUAGAUUGGGAAUACCCCGCAAACAGAGGAAGUCCCCCACAAGACAAACAAAACUAUGUCGAGUUAAUGAAGAUCCUUCACGAAACACUGUCACCCGAGGGGUUAAUGCUGACAUGCGCUGUGCCUGCUGGAAAGAGUAACAUCGACACCGGAUAUGACGUCCCUGCAGUUUCUAAGUAUGUGGAUGAGAUAAAUCUGAUGACGUACGAUUUACACGGAGGUGGCUGGGAGGAUAAAACCAAUCACAACGCCCCUCUCAAAGCUCAUCCCCGGGAAACCGGAAAUGAAACAUAUCUCAAUGUCGAAUGGGCUGUAAACUACUGGCUACAGAAGGGAGCUCCAGCCGAGAAGUUGAACGUAGGUUUACCUCUCUAUGGACGUUCCUUCACACUGGCCAGUUCCAGCAACAAUGGUCUGUUUGCUCCCGACAGAGGCAAUGGCGGACAGGCUGGAAGAUACACCAGGGAGGCCGGAUUCCUGGCUUACUACGAGAUCUGUGAGAUGCUGAAGAGUGGAGGUACACGCCAUUGGAUUCCUGAAAUGGAGGUACCUUACGUCGUCAAAGGUGAUCAAUGGAUUGGCUACGAUGACCCAGAAAGCUUGAAAAAGAAGGUUGACUUUGUCAAAAGUAAAGGUGUCGGUGGUAUCAUGGUUUGGGCUUUGGAUCUCGAUGAUUUUAGCGGAAGUUGUGGAAAUGGAAAAUAUCCUCUUCUCCAUGCUAUCAAUGAUGAAUUGAAGGCUGGACCUCAACAAUUAAGAUUGACCAAUGCCCCUACAACUGCUGCUCCAACAAUGGCGCCUGUCAAAACCACGCAGCCAGCACAGCAUCAGACCACUCACGUCAAUAACCACCCAACCAAGGCUCCAAGCACUACUACUACUUCAUCUGUCAAAACUACUCAUCACAUCGGAUCGACUAGUCGCUUUGAUUGUACUGGAAAAGUCAGUGGUUUCUAUGCUGAUCCAAGUUCCUGCACACAGUACUUCAUUUGUGCUGGUACCCAGAGUUUCGAGGUGUCCUGUGCUUCUGGACUUUUGUUCAAUGAAGCCACCAAAUAUUGUGAUUGGUCAUACAACGUAAAUUGCAAAGUUCAGCAGCAAGCCCAUCCAACAACACAUGCUCCUGUUCCAACCAACCCACCAAAGACGACGCAUGCGCAAGCGCACGUGACGAAAACCACCACGUGGGCACCGGCUCCGACCACACACGCUCAGAGCAUUCCAAACAUAGGUGUUGAUGCUAACGCCUUCUGUAGCAGCCGAGCUGACGGUCAUUACAGAGACCCAACAGACUGUGGUAUGUUCUACCAAUGUGCCAUGAAUCUCGGAUUCCACGAGCCUUGUCCCCCGGGCACCGUCUUCAAUGAAGCCAUCAUAGCCUGUGACUACCCAUUCAAAGUUCCUGAAUGCAAAAAUUACCAGCCAUAGAAACUGUAGAAAAGGAUCUGUGUAUUUGAAGAGACAUUUUCCUGAUUUUUUUUCUUGUGAUUCGUUUGUGUUGUGUUUUGCUUUAGCUUACUGUUUGUAUCAUGCUUGAUUUUUGUAUCUUAAAAAUAAAAUAUCAUAGUUAUA